Molecule: messenger RNA, 3066 nt
Organism: Kalmanozyma brasiliensis GHG001
Lineage: Eukaryota; Fungi; Basidiomycota; Ustilaginomycetes; Ustilaginales
Product: Gamma-tubulin complex component protein
Exons: 1
Coding region: 1-3066 (1021 amino acids)
Biological process (GO): microtubule nucleation; meiotic cell cycle; mitotic cell cycle
Cellular component (GO): spindle pole; equatorial microtubule organizing center; centrosome
Molecular function (GO): microtubule minus-end binding; gamma-tubulin binding
Source: RefSeq, a predicted model, not a curated record
AUGACUUCAUCGUCGUCGAGACCGAUCGGUCUUGCCGGACCAUCCGGGCAGGCUGUCGACGAUGCUGACAUUGUUCAGGAGAUGUACAGGCUGCUGGGCAAUCUUACUCGUAGCUUCGUGCCAGCAACGCGCAAGAAGCGUGAAGAGACCAAAGACGAACGAAGGGCGCGCAAGGAGCUCAAAGAUGCGCUGGACGACAUGGGGUACGACAUCAUCGAGCUGAAAGCCGAGUCGGGAUCCCUGGCGCGGCGAACAGAUCAGAGCGUGGUCGUCGACUCGAUUCGACGCAAAAUCAGCCGGUUGUCGGUGGACGGUGGAUACGAAUCCGCGAGCAGAUUUGCCAACAUCCUGUCUCGACUCGAAGGCUCGAGCGAGUUGCGUAACUUGCACGGCAUGCUUGAAUUGCUGGAUGCUCUCGCGUUUACCUCCAGCAACGCUGGAGCGCUCGCAACACCUGCCUCGCGCGCCGUAUCGUCCAGCACCAAUCGAAGAGAACCCGACGCGAGAGCAACCCCAUACACCAUCGCAGACACACCUGCUACCAGCGCACCCGCCACUGCACCGCCUACAGCGGUUGGUCGCAAUGUCGAUAAUCAAGCGGCCGGCAGCAGGGCGGCAACAUCACGGUCCCGAGCAGCUGGCGCAGAGCCGCUGCCCUCGAAUCCGUCAAGAGCAACACCAGAUCCACGUUCAGCACCAAGCCCACUGCCGCCUACCAAGCAGUUCAUCUCCGCCUGUGACCUUCACGGCAACAAUCAAGCCAUUUCCAAGGCGCAGCUGUUGCGAAACUUGAGACAGCAGCUCGGCAAGAAGCAGAUACCCGAAGACGAGCUACUGCAAGACGUCAUCUUUCUUAUGCAAGGGAUCAACGGGCGCCAUGUCCGUUUCCAGGAAGAGUUCCAAUACGAUGGAGUGGCAGGAUUGGAAGGCGAGGCCGCGGGUCCCGCCAAAGUGGUCAGAGUGGUGUUCAACGAAGGCGAGGCGGGCUACAUCAAUGCUCCCACCAAGCGCAUCGUACAUCGCCUCGCGGAACUCGGCCAGCUGUACAAGAGGGUCUCGGAGUUCAGCCAGCAGAGAAGCACGAUGCCUGCGUCCGGUCUCAUCAUGCAGAGUCUUUGCCACUUCAUCUCGAACGAGCUGACGGGCUUCUACCGACUCGUAGCCAGCCUCGAAGCGCAGCUGAACACUCGGGGCAAAAGCACCGCCGGCACAGGCGACAAUGCUGACGGCCAAGGCCUCACCGGCACAGAAGCAGCUACCACGUACGUCACGCUCAAACGUCUCUCGUUAUGGACAGAGGAGAUGACGCUCCGCUUCCGGCUCAUGAGCACCAUCAUCGAGAGCUGUCAAGACGCACAUGGAGGAUCGCUCGUCUCCUUGAUCCAUUCCUAUACCUUCAACGGCGACCCCUUCAUCCGACGCUUCACCUCGGGCCUGCUGGAUGAGGUCUCGAAGCCCUUCUUCCACUCGCUCUCGCUGUGGAUCUACGAAGGCGAGCUGCAAGAUCCGUUCCGAGAAUUCUUUGUUGAGCUCAAUGAUGAUCCGCGCAAAGCCGGUCCGAGUCGCGCCAACUCGAGCGGCGCGGACGGUGACCUGCCCAGCUUCAGCGAUCUCGACGGCGACGCUGCGUCGCUGUGGCAGAACAAGUUCGUUUUCCGCAAGGACAUGCUGCCGAGCUUCUUGCAAGAGUCGUUCGGUCGCAAGAUCUUUUCGACCGGCAAGAGUCUCAACUUCAUUCGACAGAGCUGCGGCGACGGCGACUGGGUUGCGACCCGGCAUACCAUCUCAGGUCCAGGUGCGGAGCUGCGAUACACCGACUUGACUGGGCUCGAGAGCACGAUCGAGAGGGCAUUCACGAGUGCCAGCAAGCGACUCUUGGACAUCUUCCUGGACGAAUUUAGGCUGCUAGAGCACCUCCGCGCGCUCAAGGACUACCUCAUGCUGGCUCGUGGCGACUUUGUCGACUUGCUGAUGGCGUCUCUGGGACCCAGCUUGAAUCGCCCAGCCAACUCGCUGUUCCGCCACAACCUCACUGCCUCGCUGGAGACAGCGAUUCGUGGUUCGAAUGCGCAGCACGACGAUGCCGAGAUCCUCCGUCGACUCGACGCUCGCAUCCUCGAGUUCAGCACGGGCGACACAGGAUGGGACACGUUCACGCUCGAAUACAAGCUCGACUCGCCGGUCAACACGGUGCUCGACAACCAGGCCAUGAUUGGGUAUCAGACCAUCUUUACGCACCUGUGGAAGAUCAAGCGGGUGGAGCUGGCGCUCAACUCGAGCUGGCUCCGGUUGCAUGAGACGGGCACAUCGUUGUGCAGGAUCAAGCGGGGUACUGCCCCCGUGGAAUUGACGGACCUGCGAAGGGAAUCGCAGCGGACCAUGCUCAUGCUGUCCGAGAUGAUCCAUUUCAUUCGUCAGAUGCAAGGAUUCGCGCAGCUCGAGGUGAUCGAAUACUCGUGGAACGACUUGCUGACGUUCUUCUCGCGACGUCAGGGAGAUCUGGACGAGCUGAUCGAGAGCCACCGUGCGUACCUCAAUGCUCUGAUCGGCAAGGUGCUGCUUCGAGGAGGCAAGAGGGGAUCACAAGACUACCUGGCUGGCGAGCUGAGGUCGCAAUUCGACUCGAUCCUCGCCUUCACGGUGGCUUGCGAUGACCUGACCCAUCUCAGCACGCGUGAGCUGGCGCGCUUCGACAUGGAGCGCGGCGUCAACAUGGCACCUACCGAACGCGGGGCUCGAUCGCGCACUGUCUCGACGACCGUCGCGUCGACUGCAACAGCGUCGGCGCUCGCACCGAGCGAUCCUGCCGAGCUAGCACGCAUCAGCAAGCGGCUGCACGAGGCUUCUUCGGCGUUCCAAGAGAGGAUGGUGCUGAUCGUGGGUGCGCUCGAGAAGCACGCCAACCUGACGGUGCGCGAUCUGGCGGUGCGCCUCAAUUUCAACGGUCGAUACGAACUGACGGCUCAUCGAUCGAGCGGCGCAGCGAACGCGUCGACGACGUCGGGACCUGCUUUGCAGAAUCGCAAGAAGGAUGCGGCUGCAGCGCCGGUUGCUGCCACGUCUUGA